Syngnathus typhle (broad-nosed pipefish) is the source of this 5615-nucleotide messenger RNA. Its product is annotated as ras and Rab interactor 2-like. NCBI's taxonomy places the organism in Eukaryota, Metazoa, Chordata, Actinopteri, Syngnathiformes, Syngnathidae. The record is from RefSeq and is a predicted model, not a curated record. Gene Ontology annotation, cellular component: cytosol; endocytic vesicle. The transcript has 13 exons. The coding region runs from base 428 to 3364 and encodes 978 amino acids. Gene Ontology annotation, molecular function: small GTPase binding; guanyl-nucleotide exchange factor activity. Gene Ontology annotation, biological process: signal transduction; vesicle-mediated transport.
UGAUGAAAAGUGAAAGGUGAUGCGCGACAAAAACAUCAAAUUUUCUUUGUGUGCGAGUAACGCGUGAAACGUCACGGCCGUGAUCAUUGCCGCACAGAGACAACUUAUUGUUUACUUUUAUCGACAGACAAAAAUGAGGACGUCUGCAGGAUUGUAUUCAGGAAUGUGAGAGCAAACGCGUGUGUAAACAACUCUGGUGAAGUUUGCAGACGUCUGGCGUCUGCUCCGUGAGAAGAGGAGCCACGAAAACAUUCGGAUGAAUGUGGGGGGGGGAAUGGAUGUUUGAGGACCCUUUGAAGAGGCCUUUGAAAAGAGCUCUGGCCCACUCUGUGACGCAGAUGUAAACAAGAGCUCUGGCCCACUCUGUGAUGUAGAUGUAAACACACAGCCAUAAAGCAGACUUUGUCCACAUUUAAAGGAAGACAAAAUGGACUCUCACAUUUCAAGUAACAAUCCACAAGAUGCCCCCAUGAUUCGAAGCGGCAGCUUCUUUAAGCUGAUUGAUGCAUUUGCGCUGGAGAUUGGGGAGUUAAAGAAGGAGAUGGUUCACACCUCUCCCACAGUGGACCAGGAGCCUGCGGACACACAAGGGCUAGAGAGCGAGGUGAGUGGCGAGGUUAAUGGCAUUUACCUGGAACCCCCUCAACUCGGCAGUGUGAGGUGUGAGAGGGAUUAUGGAUAUGACUCAUUACGGAGGAGGAUGAGCGUCCUUGACAGACUGACUCAAACACACACUGCAUGGCUGCUGCUGUCAGUCAGUGAAGAGGAAGCCAAACACAUCCUCCUUAAACAGCCGCCAGGGGUUUUCUUGGUAAGGAAGUCAGUCACUCUCCAGAGGAAGGUCCUCUCUGUGCGUCUGAAAGAGGAUGGGGCAGGAAGCGCCAUCAGCCACUUUCCUGUCAGAGAAAGCCACUAUACGUUUUCUCUCGAUGAAUCUGGAAUCAGCUUUGCAGAUCUUUUUCGUCUCGUGGCUUUCUACUGUAUAAGCAGGGAUAUCUUGCCCAUCCCUCUCAAACUCCCAGAAGCCAUUGCAUCUGCCAAGACACAAAAAGAUCUGGAAGAGGUGGCUCAACUUGGACCAGGCUUUUGGGACUCUGCCCUGUGCAGCCAGCGUCCGGCCUCCCACCUUCCUAGUCGACCCUCUAGCCGAACUCUCAGCCCCCAACGGACAAGCAGGACCACUGAGGAAGAAGGGUCGGAGCGUCAUCAUACUGGGCCCCACUGUGACAGCGCACCACCGACAUUACGUCACCGGGCUUCUUCCCCUCGAAGGGAAAAAAGGCAUUCCAGUGCUACUCUCUGCUUUGUCAACCCACUGUUUUUCCAAACUCGGCAGCACCAUCACUGUGAGGUCAAUCUAUCUUUGCACGACACUAUAAAUGUGUCAAUGAAAUCCACAAGCGGCGGCACCCAAGAGAGCGAGCGGCACCAAGAAGAGAUAAAAGUGGAUCGCAAAUCCCACCCCCCUCCACGACCACCCCCACCUCGCUUGAUGCUUCGCAGGCGACCGGCCCCACCUCCACCUGGAACUCCAGCACUUACUACCAGACCCAAAAGCAUGCCAGUGGCCAUUCCUGUGGCCCCAAAGCAGCAGCGGGCCCCCACCAGGCGCCCAGCUCCGCCUCCACCGACAAUGGGUGCUAAACACAGCACCCCACUCAAAGGUUCAGGGAGAUCACCAAUCCAUGUGCCUUCAAAUCCACCACCUCCAAGACCCAAUAAGCCACUUAUGCCCCAACACUGCCACAUUGCCCUUGAUGAUGAGACCAUUGCCCAAGCUAUAUCUCGAGUCAAGCCACCUGCUUGCGUUCCGGAUGAUAUUCCGAUCGAGAACAGUAGUGUGAGUCCAUCGAUCCAAAACGAGAGAGGACUUCAACGACUCAGUGACAUGAGCAUGUCGACUUCUUCUACUGAGUCAUUGGAAUAUUCACAAUCUCCCGGGUUCUCUCUGGGCAUGGGUUCCACCCAGUCAUGCCACCUUAACCAUCAAGACACAGUAGAGGACACAAGUGAGGACGAUGAUGAAGAUGAUGACGAUGAUGGUGAAGAGGAAGUAGAGGAGGACUAUGGGGUGGGCCUCGAGGCUGACUUGGAAAUGCGUCUCCGUCAGUCCUUCAAAGCGAGGAGGCGCAGGGUGGGUGUGAGUCUAAGCGGGGGAUCAUUUAUUCUUCCCCAGGCCUUGAAGGGACGCUUACGCAAGGUCAGCGGUAUGCUCACCUCCUUGAUGACGCCAGAAAGACGGGCAGUGAAAAAGAUUGCUGAGCUGUCCAGGAAUAAAAGUUCAUAUUUUGGCUCCCUGGUCCAGGACUAUAUUAGCUUUGUUCAGGAGAAUCGGGGUUGCCACACUUCAGGGGAGGAUUUUCUGCAGACACUCAGGCAGUUCAUGACGCAGAUGAAAGCUUACUUGUGCCAAAGUUCGGAGCUGGACCCUCCAAUAGAGUCGCUCAUUCCUGAAGAUGUGAUUGAACAGGUGUUGGAAAAGGCCAUGCACAAGUGUGUGCUGAAGCCUCUGAAGACUUUCAUCGACGUGGCCUUACAUGACUUUCAGGUGAACAGUGGAGAUUGGCAGCAGAUGAAAGACAAUUUAGCCUUGGCUAAAUCCAAGAGGCCUGAGGAGCUGGGAGUGGACGGUGCGGUACCACCUGACGCUAUGGCCAUUGAGAAGAUUCGACACAAGUUCCUCAGCAUGAGGAAGAUGUACUCACCUGAGAAAAAGGUGUCACUGCUGUUACGUGUAUGCAAGCUCAUCUACACCAUCAUGCAGGACAACUCAGGGAGGAUGUACGGCGCUGAUGACUUCCUGCCCAUGUUGACGUAUGUGGUUGCACAAUGUGACUUGCCUCAGCUGGACAUGGACAUUCAGUACAUGAUGGAGCUGCUGGAUCCAGCUCUUCUUCAAGGAGAAGGAGGUUACUACUUGACAAGUGCCUAUGGGGCUAUGGCCCUCAUCAAGAAUUUUCAAGAGGAGCAAGCAGCACGGGUGCUGAGCUCUGAGGCCAGAAACACUUUACAUCAGUGGCACCGCCGUCGCACUGCUCAGCGUUCAGCACCCACCGUGGAUGACUUUCAGAACUAUCUACGUUUAGCCCUGCAAGAUGUGGAUACGGGCUGCACAGCUAAAACCUUAAUCGUCCAGUCAUACACCACGACAGAAGAGGUCUGCUCACUUUGUGCUGACAAAUUUAAGGUUUCCGAGCCUGACAACUACGCCCUCUUUCUGCUCACUGAGGACACCUGUCAGCAACUGGCCCCUGACACACACCCUCAACAAAUCAAAGCUGAGCUUCACAGCCGACCCCGAGCAAAGACCUUUAAUUUUGUCUACAGACGGGUGCCGAAUCUAAACCUUAAUAUACCAACUUAGUGCCUUCUUUAUUAAUGUUCAAGCUGAGCAGUGAGGGAACAUUCCCCAAGUGGCAGCACUUGAAUUGAAACAGUUACUAAUAUUCAUGUAGUGUUCUAGUGCUUAAACAAUCUUGACUGAUGAAGAAUUUUAAUAGAAAUGUGGGAAGUUGGACUCUGGGAAAGUGUUACGUGAGUCAUAGUGCGCCCUUAAAAAUGUAUUAUGGUAAUACUAAUUGUUUGUGGCAUCGGCAGAGUCAAAGAGCAAAUGAUAGGUCAUGCAAAGUGUUGAUUUAUUGAUUUGGAAAUUACAGUGGUACCUCUACUUAUGAACUUAAAUGAUUCCCCGGUCCGGUUUGUAAAUAGAAAUAUUUGUUAGUAGAAGCAACUUUUCCCAUAGGAAUUAAUGUACAGUCUAGAUGAUCUCUUGGAGGGCUUCCUUCUGCUGAUCGUCGAAAUUGUUGACACGUUUUUAUGGCCAUAUUGUUUCGCAAAGAUCACACACGCUCAUGUUUUCUUAUAUCUUGUUUUAAUUGUAAGGACAUCAUCACCUUUUUAAUAAUGCGUGCCAGACUAUACCAAAAAUGAAACUUUUUUGCCCUAUUUUUCAAUGUAAAACAUCCACAAAACCAAAACAACAGUUUUAUUUUUGCUUUUUCAAACUUUUCUAACAAAAUAUGAAUGUCCCUUUUUGACCUCCAAGCUUUGCUUAGGGAGGUUCUACUUUUCUACACUUGCUAAAAAUACCCCCGAGAAGACACAGAAAAAGUCAGGCUACUAAAUUAUUGUGUGCUUCCACUUACUCCUUGCAAUGUGCUCACCGACUCGUCAUUGCUUUUUGGUGCGUCGGUUCACAAGUCAAAAACUGGUUCAUAAGUAGAUGCAAAAAAAAUUUCGUUCGUAAGUAUAGGCGUUCAUAAGUAGCGGUAUCACUGUGGUUUUAGCAUGUGGACGGAAGUUGUUUUUUGUUUUAUUUUUUAAAUAUGUGGACAUGCACACUGCCUGAAAAGCAGCAAUGGCAUAUUAUUAAACAUUUUUUGUAAUAAACGUUUCCAUUAACUGCUGUAUACCCAUUCUGCCUUCAAAAGGACAUUUAAGUUAGUGUAUGCUACUACAAGCAUUUAGAUCAAGUGAUGAGCUGUCUUAAAUGAACAACAUCACAUAGAACAAAGUAUUGUAACUACUAAGGUUUCACUUGUGUUACUUAGCAAUUGCUGGUCAAUUGCGACUUGUAUUACUAUUAUUAUUGUUAUGAACACAUGUUUUGUAUUCAAAUUAUUCUUUUAUAUCUCACUAUUUUUAAGGUGACAAAGAUUUGUGUUGUCAGUUAUCAGUUCUGCAAUGGGCAUGAUGCAGAGUGAUCAUGAGUCGCCGAUUGUUCUCAAAAUGGAUUCUAAAAGCAUGAAAAUUGAGUAUUGAGUAAAUGUAAAUUCUACAAAUAUUUGAAAUCUGAUAUUUUGAGGUUUAUUCCACUGAGCACACUCAUGAUACAGUAUAGUGGCAGAAAUUGGAUGUGUAGGUUGAGGAAGUCACCACCAAUUUUUUUUUUAAGUGAUGUUGUAUGUGCUCCCACUUGUGCAACACGGCAUUCUGAUUAAUAGUAUGUUUGUGGAAUAUACAGUUGUCAGGUCUCAGUUCACUACAGAAAACUGGUCAGCCGUAAUUGGUUGUUACGUGAGACCUAGCAACUGUGAUUUGUUUCAGUCAACAGUAAGUGACAAAAUGGCCGCCAUCUGAGAUCGAUUAUAAACAGAUAGAUUUUGCCUGUUUAAAUCAUAUCCCUCAAAAAAACAUGAAUCAAAACACUGUUCCGACCAGUUGAGCUGCACAGAACAUUUACUAAAGAAAUUUGGGGGUUGACUUACUGUUUAAGGGUCUUUGUGUAUAUAAAAUGUUGUCUUUCUGAGUAUGUUUUGGUCCAAGUAUUACAAUUAAGCAACUUUGUCAUGUCUGUAUGCAAUCUACCAUCUGUUCAGGGAUGUCCAACCUUGGUCCUGGAGGGCCACUGUCCUGCCUGUUUCCAUGUCUGAAUGUCUCUGGAAAAUAAAUGUAAGCCACUCAAAAUUACCACGAUGCACUUGGAAAAGUAGUGACCAUCAACGUUAACUCAAAAGUUGAAUAUAGACCACAAUGCAUUCCGAGCAGGGAAAUGUGGCGCAAGCACAAAUCUGUUGUGUAACAGUUACUUUAUAUCACAGAAAUAAUUAUUUGUUUUGAUUCAAUUGAAAGUAUGAAAGACAAAGGAAAGGAAAUAAAUACUUUUCAUUCACAAA